AUGGGGGCGUGGAGGGCCGUGCAUAGGGCAUCCGGGGGACUCCAAAGAGGGACUGCAGGGCUGGGCUGGGUUGAAUCUGCCUUUUGGCCAGGGCCGAGUCGAAGGCCGGGGCUAAACAGCUCUGUGGGAGGCGGUCACAUGGUAGGGCGGGAGCUAGCCAGCCUUCUCCAGGGCUGCCCCCAGCCUCGGCUCUGCCAGGCCAGCGGCCGCGCUGCUCAGAGCCCAGGAGGUGUACGAGGUUCCCAGACCAACCCCACUAAGCCGCGCGGACUGGCCAGACAGCUGCCAUCGCUCGGAGCAAGAGCCGAGGCAGCCACCACCCCCUGCUCCGCCCCUCCAGACCCCAGCCACUGGAGCUGCAGCAGCGGCGGUGACAGCAGCAGCAGCGGCGGUGACAGCAGCAGCAGCAGCGAAGGCGGCGGCGGAGAAAACAGCGAGGGCAGCAGCCAGAGCAGCAGCAGCCACACCAUGGAUCUUUCAUUUAUGGCCGCCCAGAUUCCUGUUAUGGGAGGGGCUUUUAUGGAUUCACCAAAUGAAGACUUUAGUACCGAAUACUCCUUGUUUAGCUCAUCGGCCAAUGUCCACACGGGCACUUCGGGGCCAAACCAACUGGAAGACCCACCUCGUUCUUCCAAUGAUGCCAUCUUACUAUGGAUUGCCAUAAUAGCCACCAUUGGGAACAUUGUGGUGGUGGGUGUUGUCUAUGCCUUCACCUUCUGAACAAAAUGAAGAUUGAGCAGCUGGUGAGCAUGAGGCCUGACCCUGCUAAGUGGAAGGAGUGCUGGUAAUCACGUGUGAAACAGAAUCCUGCUGGCAUGGACAGCCAGUAACUGCGUGUGCUUCUUUUUCCUAUCCUUGUAGAUAGAAUUAGGCCAUGCUGUGCCAAGAUACUGAUUGCCUCAUCAUGUAGUUCUUACCAAGGUCUAGAAAUGAAAGUGGACAAACAGGGCCAGCCUUCAGUUUUUUACAUAGUCCUUUCAAAGCCUGAUGGUAUAAACUUGAAUUGUGCUAAAAAUCAGUAUUGUACUUUGAAAAUCCAGUUUGGUAUUGACAGACAACUGCUAUGCCUUCUAGAGGCUCAAAGUUCAUUUGGAAAACUAGGGAAAACAGAUUAACUUGUACAUUUUUCCUGCUUUUUUUUCUUCCACUUGGAUUUCUGUUCUUUUUGUGGGUGGAGAAGGGAAGGUACUUAGAAAAUGAGAUCUGCCACCAAAAAUCUAAGCUAUACAGUACUCAAAUACUAAUGUUUUAUGAUAAGAAUAAAGAUGCUUUCUAUCUCCUUCUGAAAA
Molecule: messenger RNA, 1289 nt
Organism: Trichosurus vulpecula (common brushtail)
Lineage: Eukaryota; Metazoa; Chordata; Mammalia; Diprotodontia; Phalangeridae
Gene: C3H14orf132
Product: chromosome 3 C14orf132 homolog
Exons: 2
Coding region: 1-720 (239 amino acids)
Source: RefSeq, a predicted model, not a curated record